UCAUUUCAGUCAGUCUCCAUCACUCGACAGAUUUUAACUUUUACAAGUCUAAACUACUUCUCAUCAAAUUAUUUCAAAAUGACUGGUCGUGGCAAGGGAGGAAAGGGACUCGGCAAAGGAGGCGCCAAGAGACAUCGCAAAGUCUUGCGUGAUAACAUCCAGGGAAUCACCAAGCCUGCCAUCCGUCGUCUUGCUCGUCGUGGGGGUGUCAAGCGUAUCUCUGGCCUUAUCUACGAAGAGACCCGUGGAGUCCUCAAGGUCUUCCUUGAAAACGUCAUCCGAGAUGCUGUCACCUACACCGAGCACGCCAAGAGGAAGACGGUCACCGCCAUGGACGUCGUCUAUGCCCUCAAGCGACAAGGCCGCACCCUCUACGGAUUCGGCGGUUAAAUUGAUCUCGUCCCUCCCAUCAAGUCAACUUAUCAACAUCUCGUAACCCAACGGCCCUUUUAAGGGCCACCA
This is a messenger RNA of Folsomia candida, 462 nucleotides long. Its product is annotated as histone H4. Gene Ontology annotation, cellular component: nucleosome. Gene Ontology annotation, biological process: nucleosome assembly. Lineage: Eukaryota; Metazoa; Arthropoda; Collembola; Entomobryomorpha; Isotomidae. The record is from RefSeq and is a predicted model, not a curated record. Bases 79 to 390 code for a protein of 103 amino acids. Gene Ontology annotation, molecular function: structural constituent of chromatin; protein heterodimerization activity; DNA binding. The transcript has a single exon.